This is a messenger RNA of Oncorhynchus masou masou (cherry salmon), 2276 nucleotides long. RefSeq names its product kelch-like family member 23 (gene klhl23). Lineage: Eukaryota; Metazoa; Chordata; Actinopteri; Salmoniformes; Salmonidae. Gene Ontology annotation, molecular function: protein binding. The transcript is spliced from 4 exons. The record is from RefSeq and is a predicted model, not a curated record. The coding region runs from base 379 to 2067 and encodes 562 amino acids.
UCCUCAAUCAAAUUAAAAUAGGCUACCAACCAUACCGUUUUUUUUGUUCACUUUGGGGUAUUGAUUGUCCUUGUGCGCAACGAUGCUGUCUCGACUCAACCAUUGUCGUGGUUGGAGAAUGUGUGUCCAGGGAAUAACGGGAACGGUGAUUCGCUAAAGCGGUCUAUUUGGCUGGUUGUAUGUAGCCUAUUAUCUGUGAAGCAGGCUGGAGUAUAUGGAGCAGGGUGACAGCCGGCGCCUCUCCAACUAUACACAGAUACCAAAAUAGGACAGCGGUGUGCCACAAAGGUCCUGAGAGCUAAUUUGAGGUUAGUGUCUGCGAGCGCCUGUUUCAGUCUAGAAAGCGCAAUUCAUGCCAUUAGACGGUGGAAAGCCACUAUGUCAGACAAAGGAAAAGGAAGCUACAUUUAUGACUUUUGUGACAUCGCCCAUCCAAAUGAACUAUUGGAUGCUCUGAGAGAGUUCUACCUAGGUGGCAUAUUCACCGACAUCACCCUACAAUGUGCCACGGGACAGGUAUUUUACUGUCACAAGGCAGCAUUGUCAGCCCGCAGCUCUUAUUUCAAAGUCAUGUUCACAGCCGACAUGAAGGAGCGGUCAAACAACCUCAUCAAACUGACAGGGAUUGAUUAUGACGUUCUGAGUGCUUUGGUGAACUACGUAUACACUUCCAGGGUGAACAUCACGGAGACAAAUGUACAGAGCCUGCUGGAGGCAGCAGACCUCUUACAGUUCAGCUCAGUGAAGAAGGCUUGCGAAGACUUCCUUAUACGCUUCCUGGAUGUGGACAACUGCCUGGGUAUGCACUCUUUUGCUGAGCUGCACAUCUGCCCUGAGCUGGAGCGGGAGGCACGGAGGGUAAUGCUCAGCAGGUUUGAGGACCUUCUACAGCAGGAGGAAUUCUUGGAGGUGGACUACGACAAGCUGAGUUCCGUCAUGUCUCUUAAGAACAUCAACGUAUGGAAGGAUGACGUUCUCUUGGAUGCGGUGGUCAAAUGGGUCACCUAUGACAUUGUUAACCGUAUUGAUCACGUUCAGGGCCUACUCUGUUGUGUCCAUCUUGAGCUGGAUGAGGUGUACUUCAAGACUGCCCUGGAUGGACAGAGGCAAUGCUUACUGGGCAAUGAGGGAAAAGUAAGGUCAUUGAUUAUCAGCGCAUUGAAGUCCAACUGCAAAGAGACUUCAGCGAGCAGGAAGAAAGUGUCCUCAAGCAUGUAUGUUAUUGGAGGGUACUACUGGCAUCCGCUCUGUGAAGUCCACAUAUGGGAUCCAAUAAGCAACACAUGGGUGCAAGGAAAAGACAUGCCUGACCAGACCAGAGAGAGCUAUAGUGUAUCUUUACUGGGGGCAAAUAUUUAUGUGACUGGGGGUUAUAUGACUGAGACUAUUGAAGCCCUGGACACAGUUUGGAUUUAUAAUGGUGAUUGUGAUGAAUGGACUGAGGGAUGUCCCAUGAUCACUGCCAGAUACUACCACUGUUCUGUGGCUUUACACGGCUGUAUCUAUGCCAUAGGAGGGUACAGAGGGGGAGCUAUACAACUUGAGACUGAAUUCUAUGACCCCUUAAAAAAGAAAUGGUUCCCUACAGCCAACAUGAUACAAGGUGUAGGAAAUGCCACUGCGUGUGUCAUGAAUGACACAAUCUAUGUGACCGGUGGCCACUAUGGAUCCAGAGGAAGCAGCACCUAUGAAAAAAUUCAGGCCUACAGGCCGGACAUAAAUGAAUGGAACAUUGUCACAAUCAGUCCUCAUCCAGAGUAUGGCCUGUGCUCUGUUUCUCUGAACAACAAACUGUACUUGGUGGGAGGACAGACUACGAUCACCGACUGCUACGACCCAGAGAGAGAUGAGUGGAGGCAGUUGUCAGUGAUGAAGGAGAGGAGGAUGGAGUGUGGUGCUGUAGUGAUCAAUGGCUGCAUCUAUGUGACCGGGGGAUAUUCCUAUUCAAAGGGGACGUAUCUGCAGAGCAUUGAAAAGUAUGACCCAGAGCUGGACACCUGGGAGGUUGUGGGAAGCCUCCCCAGCCCAGCAAGAACACACGGAUGCAUUUGCAUUUACAGUGUGUAGUGUCUUUUUAAUGUACUUUUACAACAAACAUCAACUAAAUCCCAUGGAUGCAGUUCCUUCGUGCCAUACGGCCCAUGAGUGGUAGGGGCUAUGUACAGUGCCUUGCGAAAGUAUUCGGCCCCCUUGAACUUUGCGACCUUUUGCCACAUUUCAGGCUUCAAACAUAAAGAUAUAAAACUGUAUUUUUUUGUGAAGAAUCAACAACAAGU